GCUGUACAAGACCUUCCGCGACAACAAGUACGUGUACAUGAUGAUGGAGGCUUGUCUUGGCGGCGAAGUGUGGACCAUCCUGCGCGACCGAGGCUGGUUCGACGACCUCACCGCCCGCUUCUACACCGCCUGCGUCGUGGAGGCGUUGGAGUACCUGCACGCCAAGAACAUCAUUUACAGGGAUCUUAAGCCGGAGAAUCUGCUUCUGGACUCGACGGGUUACGCCAAGCUGGUCGACUUCGGCUUCAGCAAGCGGCUCGGGGCCAGCAGCAAGACGUGGACCUUCUGCGGCACGCCCGAGUACGUCGCCCCCGAGAUUAUCCUGAACAAGGGCCACGACAAGGCGGUCGACUACUGGUCCAUCGGUAUCCUCAUGUACGAGCUGCUCACGGGAACCCCCCCCUUCACGGCUUCGGACCCCAUGAAGACGUACAACAUCAUCCUGAAGGGCAUCGACAUGGUGGACUUCCCGCAGCACCUCUCGCGGAACGCCAUCUCGCUCAUCAAGAGGCUCUGCCGGGAGGCGCCGGCUGAGAGGCUCGGCUACCAGAGGGCGGGCAUCCAGGACAUCAAGAAGCACAAGUGGUUCCAGGGCUUUGACUGGGAUGGCCUGAGAGCGAGGGUCCUGCAGCCCCCCAUUAUCCCCAAGAUCAAGGGUCCUGCCGAUGCGGGCAACUUUGACUCCUACCCUCGAGACGUUGAGGUUCCUACAGAUGAACUCAGUGGAUGGGACUUGGACUUCUAGUGGCUGGGGGCAGUGGGUGCCCUCUGCUGGGAGACUGUGACUUGAACUCUGUUGCGCUCACACGUCACAUGAUGAAGAGAGGAGUGAUUAUUUUGUGGCCUGAUUUUGCCAAGGACGAGGGGAUGCACGGGAAAUUUUUUGUGUAUGUACUGAAAACAGAAAUGAAUGAAAGGACAAUUUAAAAGUGAAUGAUUUCAAUAUUCACAGAUUUUAUGGCCUAUGAUACUGCCUUUCCCAUUAAUAGAGACGAGAACUAUUUUGGCAAUAGUAUAUAUAGUUACAUUCAUUUACACACACACACACACAUACACACACACACACAGCAAAUUUUCAUGUGCAUCCACCACAUAUGAAUACCAUCAACUGAAAGGGAUUUUAUGCUGUGCUAAUGAAAUUUUCGCUCUGAAGGAUAUUUCUUAAAAUACCUGUGUUAUCAGGUAUUCCCUUGAUGUGAAUUGUUAUGAAGGAAAGUUUCUGAUGCUUGACAUGUUGUAGUCCCAUGAAGGCUGUUCAUUUUAACAGCACAUAAUGAUAAAAAAAAGAGUUCAAACUUUUUUUCGUCAGGCACUUGGAUCCCUCAAUAGAAGAUCAACUCCUGAAUACUUUCGGUAGUCUCGUUUGAGGAAGUUCAGCAUAAUAGAAAAUAUGACUCAUUGGUCUAUUUACAUUGCCGUUUCUUUAAAUUCUAAGAUGUAAAUUCCUCCUAAUCUUCUCAAACUCUAUCGAAGCAUGAACAGUAAUCCAUGCUUCAGAAAUCAACAAAGGGAUUCAUCACCUGAUUUGGUUCAGAGGCUGAAUGCGAACGCAACUUCUAUAUUGAAAUGUACACGUAGUUUGUGCACUCAGGUACUUGAGAAGAAGACCUCUGCUCCCAGUGCAUCACACUGUCUAGAUGCCUUAUUACCUGGACAGGAGGGAGAGCUGCAAAGGAUGAUGCUAAAGUGAUGAGUGAACCAGAAAAAUGAAAAACUAGAGCAGAGGAAAAAGGUGGAGAAAUAACACUCAAAUUAUUUUUUUAAUAAUGAUUCCUCUCUCUCAAGAAGAAAAGACUAGAGGUGAAAUGACUGUGCCAGACAAGGUCUGAUGUUUCAUUUAAAACAGAAUAUUAUUAUCCUAUUUUCAAAAAUCCUUGUAUUUUAAAUUUUCUUUUGUAUGAAAAUUAUUUAUCAGUGUUAGAAAAGAUUUAUUGCAUAAUGUUCUUCUUCCUCUUUCAUAUUAUGCAUUGAUUCUUUGUGAAAGAAUUAGCAGGAAAUCCUUUACUGUGCUGUUUGUCUUUUCUUAAGAUAUUACUUAGAGAAAUGCUGUCAGACUGGAAUGUACAUACCUUCUGUCAGUGCAUCUUUUGUAAAUAAAUUUCAAAAUAUUUUA
Molecule: messenger RNA, 2113 nt
Organism: Penaeus vannamei (Pacific white shrimp)
Lineage: Eukaryota; Metazoa; Arthropoda; Malacostraca; Decapoda; Penaeidae
Product: cGMP-dependent protein kinase, isozyme 1
Biological process (GO): protein phosphorylation
Molecular function (GO): ATP binding; cGMP-dependent protein kinase activity
Source: RefSeq, a predicted model, not a curated record